AUGGCGAUGUCGCGCGAAAGCACCAAAGUGAUUGUUGUUGGUGGCGGCGGCACCAUGGGCUCGUCGACCGCGCUGCAUCUGAUCCGAUCGGGCUACACCCCGUCCAACAUCACCGUCCUCGACGUCUACCCUAUUCCAUCCGCCCAGUCGGCGGGCUACGACCUCAACAAGAUCAUGGGCGUUCGAUUGCGCAACAAGGCCGACUUGCAAUUGUCGCUCGAGGCACGCGAUAUGUGGCAGAAUGAUUCCUUGUUCAAACCAUUCUUUCACAAUGUUGGCAUGAUCGAUUGUUCUUCGUCCGAGGAGGGCAUUGCGGGUCUUCGCCGGAAGUAUCAAUCUCUUAUUGACGCGGGGGUGGGUCUUGAAAAGACGAAUUUCUUCCUUGAGAACGAGGAGCAGCUUCUGGAGAAGGUACCGCAGUUUACGAAGGAACAAAUCAAGGGCUGGAAAGGCGUACUAAGCGUAGAUGGGGGCUGGCUGGCUGCAGCCAAGGCCAUCAAUGCUAUCGGCCACUUUCUGAAAGACCAGGGCGUCAAAUUUGGGUUUGGCAGUGCUGGAACAUUCAAACAGCCUCUCUUCGCUGCAGAUGGAAUUACAUGCACUGGCGUGGAGACAAUUGACGGAACAAAAUACUACGCGGACAAAGUCGUCCUCGCUGCUGGUGCCUGGAGUUCUACCCUGGUAGAUCUCGAGGACCAGUGUGUUUCAAAGGCCUGGGUCUUUGCCCAUAUUCAACUUACACCCGAGGAAUCAGCCCAGUAUAAGAAGAUGCCUGUUGUAUAUGACGGGGAUUAUGGCUUUUUCUUUGAACCGAAUGAAUACGGUGUUAUCAAAGUCUGUGACGAAUUCCCGGGUUUCUCUCGCUUCAAAGAACAUCAACCUUACGGCGCCUCAUCUCCAAAAUGUAUCUCCGUUCCCCGAUCCCACGCAAAGCAUCCGACAGACACCUAUCCCGAUGCUUCUGAAGUAACCAUCCGCAAGGCCAUUGCGCGAUUUAUGCCGCAAUUCACGCACAAGGAACUCUUUAAUCGUAGUAUGUGCUGGUGCACGGAUACCGCCGACGCCAACUUGCUCAUCUGCGAGCAUCCGAAGUGGAAGAACUUUAUCUUGGCUACUGGAGAUAGCGGUCAUUCUUUUAAAUUGCUGCCCAAUAUCGGCAAGCAUGUUGUCGAGUUGAUUGAAGGUUCGCUCUCUCCGGAACUGGCUGAUUCGUGGAGGUGGAGACCUGGUGGUGAUGCUCUGAAAUCUAGACGGGGUACCCCGGCUAAGGAUCUUGCUGAUAUGCCAGGUUGGAAGCAUGAUGCGAAGCUGUAA
Molecule: messenger RNA, 1314 nt
Organism: Penicillium argentinense
Lineage: Eukaryota; Fungi; Ascomycota; Eurotiomycetes; Eurotiales; Aspergillaceae
Product: NAD(P)/FAD-dependent oxidoreductase
Exons: 7
Coding region: 1-1314 (437 amino acids)
Molecular function (GO): saccharopine oxidase activity; sarcosine oxidase activity; flavin adenine dinucleotide binding
Source: RefSeq, a predicted model, not a curated record